Molecule: messenger RNA, 2205 nt
Organism: Danio rerio (zebrafish)
Lineage: Eukaryota; Metazoa; Chordata; Actinopteri; Cypriniformes; Danionidae
Source: RefSeq, a predicted model, not a curated record
GUUGCAUUUCUUCCGCUGAAUUUUGACUCUGAAUAUACAUUUUAUGACUGGAAGGAGCAAUGUGCUUGUAUAGCAUUAUAGCAGUAACAUAACAAAAAGAAUUUGUGAAUGUCUCUUAACUUUCAGCCCAGUGUUCAGGUCUUCCAGUGCUCUGCUGUACUGGACGAAAUGAUCAAUGUCGCCGAGAGUGUUUUUGUGAUGAGUUCUGCAUCAUAUCCAAGGACUGCUGUGGCGACUACAAUCAGACAUGCAAACAGAAUUCCUCACAAUCAACCUUAGGACCUUCUUCAGAAACAUCUUUUCCAACUUCACUACCAUCUUCAUCAAUAACACCACCAACUUCACCACUUCCAUCAUCAACCUCACCACAGCCAUCAGCAUCCUCAAUAUUAUUUGCAACCUCAUCAUCACCAACUUCCCCACCUUCAUCAACCUCACCAUCAUCUCCAGCAUCCUCAACAUCAAUCCUAACCUCAUCAUCAUCACAAUCACCAUUUUUACCAACGUCAUCACCUUUCUUACCACCAACUUCACCACCAUCUUUAGCAUUCUCAACAUCAUUUCCAACCUCAUCCUCACCACCACCUUCAUCAACAUCUACCUCACCAUCAACUUCAGCAUCAUCGCCAUUUUUACCAACAUUAUCACCAACUUCUCCACCUUUACCACCACCAACCUCACCACCUUCAUUAUAUGUACGAACACCACCACCAACCUCAACACCAUCUUCAACGUCCUCAACAUUAUUUUCAACCUCAUCAACACCACAAUCUAUACCAAAUUUAUCCUCAUCAACCUCACCAUCAUCUUCAGCAUCCUCAACAUCAUUUCCAACCACAUCAUCAUCAUCAUCUCAAUCACCAUUUUUACCAACAUCAUCUCCAUUGUCUACACCUUUACUACCACCAACCUCACCACCAACUUCAACAUUAUUUCCAACCUCAUCAUUACCACCAUCAUCAUCAACUUCAUUUACAACCUCAUCACCAUUUUUACCAACAUCACCAACUUCUCCACCUAUACUACCACCAACCUCACCACCUUCAUCACCAUCAACCUCACCACUAACUUCAGUAUCAUUUACCUCAGCGCCAUCUUCAACAUCAUUUACAACCUCAUCACCACCAACUUCACCACCACCGAUGUCCUCAACAUCAUUCCCAACCUCACCAUCAUCAUCAUCAUCAUCACAAUCACCAUCUUUACCAACAUCAUCACCAACUUCUCCACCUUUACCACCAUCAACCUCAACGCCAUCUUCAACAUCAUUUACAACCUCAUCACCACCAACUUCACCACUACAGAUGUCCUCAACAUCAUUCCCAACCUCAUCAUCAUCAUCAUCACAAUCACAAUUUUUUUCAACAUCAUUAUCAACAUCUCCGCCUUUACCUCCAUCAACCUCACCACCACCUUCAUCAUCAUCAACCUCAACACCACCAUCUCCAUCUUUACCAACAUCAUCACCAACUUCUCCACCUUUACCAUCAUCAACCUCAGCGCCAUCUUCAACAUCAUUUACAACCUCAUCACCACCAAUGUCCUCAACAUCAUUCCCAACCUCAUCAUCAUCAUCACAAUCACCAUCUUUACCAACAUCAUCACCAACUUCUCCACCUUUACCACCAUUAACCUCAGCGCCAUCUUCAACAUCAUUUACAACCUCAUCACCACCAACUUCACCACCACUGAUGUCCUCAACAUCAUUUACAACCUCAUCAUCAUCACCACAAUCUUCACCCCCUUUAUCUUCAUCAUCAAUCUCACCAACAUCUUCAACAUCCUUAACAUCCUUUCCAACAUCAAUUCAAAAUACUUCAUCAUCAUCAUCAUCAUCAACAUCCCAAAAAGAAAAUAUCAGAGCCUUCAUCCAAGUGCAUAUUCACUCUACAGAAAACGAAGAGGCGGCGAUGAAGGCUGUGCAGACUUCUAUUCUCCAGCUGGUGAAGAGGCAGGGAUGUGACAACUGCAGCGUACGAGUGCUACAAAUCAACAAGAAACGGAACUGACAUAACACCAGAUCAUUUAACACGGCAAUGUAUUAAAAACAGCUAUACUGUAUACAUGAUACUUUUAAAAUACAGCAUGAGCUAUCGCUCCCUGCUACGAAAUAUUCUUAUGGAAAAAGAUCUUUAUUUUCAUGGUUAAUUUUUAUGAGUACUAUAAAAAGGCUACUCUUACAGUCAGACGCCUUUCUGAUCUUCA